AUGUCCUUCGGUUACGCGCGCCCGCCUCCCUCGGGGCCUCCCUCCCGCGGCCCUCCGACGAGAUACGAAGAAAUUGAUCGUGAGACAGGAAUUCUAGAGACCAAGCGGGAUCCCGUUCCGUUAGGCGACAUUUACCCAGUGCAUAUGCUUUUGGAUGACAGCGAAGGCGUGCAGGGCUCGUGCCAAUAUUUGAAAGAGAGGCUGGACGUUACGGAUCAGAUCAGGACGAAGGACAUGCUUCCCUGUUGCACGUACACGGAGGCUUAUGAGAAUUGGGGAGAGAGGCUGGUCAUUGUUGCUUCCCAGGUGUUGCGCCACAGGGCACUAAUAGGUUGGGAAGGGGAUCCAGAUUUAAAGCUUCCUGACUUCUCCUACUGCAUUUUGGAGCGAUUAGGACGAGCUCGCUGGCAAGGAGAGCUCCAAAAAGACCUCAGUGCAGCUUUUAAGGUGGAUGCUGGAAAGUUUCACUAUCAUCGAAAAGUGCUGAAACGAAAUGGCCUGAUCUCAAUGCAGUCCCACGUGAUUAGGUUGCCUACAGGGAUCCAACAGCACUCCAUUCUUCUGCUUCUCACCCGCUUCCAUACUGACAGGAGGAGCAAAUACGAUAUUCUUAUGGAGAAACUCUCUGGCAUGCUGAGCAGCCGGCCAGGUCAGAUGGAAACACUGGGCAACAUAAAGGAGGAAUUGGGUCUCUGUGAAAAAACCUUUAAGCGCCUCUACCAGUACAUGCUGAAUGCCAACUUGGGCAAGGUGGUCUCUGUUCCACUGCAGGAUGUAUGCUCUGUUGGGAGGCCUUUCAGGACAAAGAAGGGAACUCACGUCAUGGUUCGUUGUUUAAAGCUAGUGAAGGAAUAUCAGAAGAAGGUGGCUGACUUCCACGAUGAUGAUGAUGAAGAAAUUAUCACCAAAACCGUGCAGCCUGUGGACGUUGUAUAUGAAAAGGACAUGCUGGGACAAGCAUAUGAGCUGAUUGAAAGCUGGGGGACCAAAGGUAUUUCUCAGGCAGAACUUCGAGCUGCUAUGAACGUGGGAAAGCUGGAAGCCCGGAUGCUGUGUCGCUUGUUGGAGAGAUACAAAGUGAUCAAGGGAUUCAUGGAGGAUGAGGGGAGGCAGCGGACAACCAAAUACAUUGCAUGCACGUACGCAGAACAGAGUGACCUGAGCCAGCAGUUUGAGCGGGAGAAGGCUCGGAGUGAGGAGCUGGCUCAGGCCAGCAUGGCUUUUGCGCAUGAUGACACUUUGCCUGGAGAAGGGCUCUCGUCAGCAGAGAAGAAGGAAGUGGAGGAGGACAACGAGGCCGUACUCUUGGAACUGGAGGAGGAAGGGAAAGAUGGUGCAAGGCUGAAGGGUAAUACACAGGCCCUGCCACAGCUCGAUUUUGAUGGAGGAGGUGGCCUUUGCCAGUCAGCAAAUAAGAAAGCUCGGAAGAAGAGGUCGUCUUUGCUCCCUCUUGAACACUUGGAAGGCAGGGAUUCUGCUUUGGACUGGCCAAGGUCGGAAACCAGCCUCUCAAACUGUGCCCAUUUCAAAGCUGACUCUGGCGAUGCAGCGGUGGUCGAAGAAGUCCGCCCUGGAACGCCCAAAAAGAGCUGUGACGAAAAGAGAAAAGAGAAGAGCUCGCAAACAUCUCUGGUAGAGCGAUCCCAUGAGACCUACCGUCUACUGAAACGUCGGAACCUCAUAAUUGAGGCUGUCCGAAACCUGCGCUUGAUUGAGAGUUUGUUUGGGCUUCAGAAAAUGAUCAUGGAUCAGGAGAAGCAAGAAGGGGUCGCCACCAGGUGCUGCAAGAAAUCUAUUGUUCGCUUAGUCCAGAAGCUCUCCCAGGAAGGCCUUCUGCGCCUUUACCGCACUACUGUUAUCCAGGAUGGGAUCAGCCGAAAGGUUGAAUUUGUUGUUGAUCCUUCUGUGACUCCUAGUGACCCGCUGGUGAAAAGUGCCAUUGAGCAAGUGCGUUUCCGAAUCUCCAAUUCAAGUACUGUGAACAGAAUUAAAGUUCAGCAGACGUCAAUGUCUCAGGACCCAAAAAGGCAGGAGUCUGGAGCUGAGACUACCCUGAGCGAAAGGAAAGAUUGCUCUUUUCCCUGCCAAAGCGAAACAGCUGGAGAGAAGGUGUGCAUUGCCAAAUUCAGCUAUCAUCCCGUUACAGUGCCAGGCCUUGGACGCUCUCUGGGCUUCCUCCCCAAAAUGCCGCGCUUAAAGAUGGCUCACCUCUUCCUCUGGUACCUGAUUUAUGGACAUCCUCUCAGCCCGGAGAGGAGGAGAACUGCCUGUGAUGUGCUAGAGGAGGACCCAGGCUGUACCUCCUCCUACACUCUGCCUGAUACAACAGAUGACAAGGAGUCUCUGGGAAGCCUAGAGGUUCCUGCCCAGGAAGGAGAAAUGGAGCUUGGGGAGCAGAAAGUUUAUGUGGAUGAUGCCUGCUGGAUGCGUCACAUCCCUCCUCUGCCAGUCCACCGGGAGUUUGGACGUGGCUGGGCACUUGUUAGCGACCUUCUCCUCUGUUUGCCAUUGUCCAUCUUUGUCCAGAUAGUGCAAGUCAGCUACAAGGUAGAUAACCUGGAAGAUUAUUUGAUGGACUCCCUGAGGAAACAUACACUCAUCAGAGACCUUCCCAGAUCGGUUCGACAGCAACUCCUUUACAAGCGGAGAUACAUCUUUUCAGUAAUGGAAAGCCUACAGCGGUUAUGUUAUAUGGGACUACUGCAGUUUGGCCCCACAGAGAAAUUUCAAGAAAAAGAUCAGGUGUUUGUCUACUUGAAGAAAAAAGCAGUGAUUGUGGAUACCACCACCUGUGAGCCCCAUUACAACUUGGCUCAAAGCAGCCGCCCAUUUGACAGGCGCCAUUAUACCUUGAGCACUCUCCAGGAUGUAGAGAACUUCUGGUUUGACCUGCAGUGUGUCUGCCUCAACACACCCCUCGGAAUUGUCCGCCAUCCCCGUGCAAAAAGGAGUGGAGCUCCAGCUGGGGAGGUGGAUGCUCUCUCGGAGCAAGAGUCAGCAGCCCACAGACAUAACCUGGAGCGCAAGUGUGCCAUGCUGGAGUAUACAACAGGACGCCGAGAGGUGGAGGAUGAAGGUUUAAUACCAGGGGAUGGGCUCGGGGCAGGUGGUUUAGACUCCAGCUUUUACAGCCACUUAAAACGCAACUGGAUUUGGACGAGCUACAUCAUUAAUAAGACUAGGAAGGAAAAUGCCGUUUCUGAAGCCGGGCACAUAGUCAGACUGCAGACCUUCCUGAUCAAGCGCCCCCUGCCGUUUGGCCCAGGAGGUGGCCACAGUGCUCUCUGGGGAGAGAGUCUGUUGAGUUCAGAACCUGCUCUACAGAAAGAAGACCUGGAGGUUGAGAAAGAAGCAAACCUGAACAGAAGCCAGAGGGUGAGGGGGGGAAAGAGCCAGAAGAGGAAGCGACUGAGGAAGGAUAUGGUGAAGAAGACAAAGAAAAGGAAGAGAAAGAGAGAUGAAAAUCCUGAAGAGAAGCACCAGAGGCCACGCUACCACGAUGAGGUGGACCGAAGGGCUCUGCAGAGAAUGACUUGCCUGCGUGUGACAUGGACCGUGCAGGAGGACAGCCUACUGAUGCUUUGCCGUAUUGCAAGCAACAUUCUGAACACCAAGGUGAAGGGACCAUUUGUCCCCUGGCAGGUGGUCAGAGACAUCAUGCACAGCAGCUUUGAGGAAUCACUAGACAAGACUUCUCAUUCAGUUGGGCGGCGGGCCCGCUACAUUGUCAAAAACCCCCAGACCUAUCUCAAUUACAAAGUUUGCCUUGCUGAAGUCUACCAAGACAGAGCUCUGAUUGAGGACUUCAUGAGCAGGAAGAGCAACUAUCAGGAUCCCAAGGUGUGUUCCGAAGAGUUCAAGGACUUUGUGGAGAGACUGAAGGAGAAGUUCAGCUCCACACUGGGGAUUCCCAGGCCAGCAAUUCCAGACACCUUGGAGGAUCUUUUCCUCAGGUUCCGCGUUCUGGCUAUUGGAAAUGAGACCAGCCAUGGCAGGAAAGAAGAUGAACUCAGCAGCAUUGCCGACAUCCACUUCUUGGUGCUGCAGAACCUGAUCCAAAGCACGCUUGCUCUCUCCAAUAAUCAGAUGAAGUCAUUCCAGUCCUUCCAGACCUUCCGCCUCUACCGGGACUAUCAGGACGAUGUCCUAGUGAAAGCUUUCCUGGAUUGCCAGAAGAGGAGUUUGGUAAACCGCCGCCGGGGCAAUCACAGCCUGGGCCCCAAGAAGAGCCGGGCGCUGCCCUUCGUGCCCAUGUCUUACCAGCUCUCUCAAAGCUACUACAGAGUGUUCACCUGGCGGUUUCCCAGCACCCUCUGCAGUGAAGCCUACCAGUUUCUCCUACAGCUCAAAGAAGCAGGAAGAGAGGAUGCAAUUUCCAGCUUUUCCUUUAAGGACCAGGACAACCCCCUUGGGGCUGAGAUGGUAACUUUUCCUUUAGACGGGCCUGGCGGCUACUGCUCUGCUCUCCUGGCCCUCUUCUCUCUUGGCCUGGUUUCAGUGGACGUUGCAAUCCCAGAGCAAAUCGUAGUGGUUGACAGCACCAUGGUGGAGAAUGAAGUCAUGAAGAGCCUAGGGAAAGAUGGGUUGGAGGAGGAGGAGGAGGAGGACGACGACGACGAUGACGACAUGGAGGAAAACCCAGUCAACAAGCGGCAGAUUGAGGUGAAGGCCCGCCAGGCUUCACGUACUAACUACCUGCUCAUGAGAGGCUAUUGUGCUCCGGGGAUCAUCAACACCCGGAAUUUGAGUCCCACAGACAACAUCGUUGUUGAUUCUUGUCAAGUGAAAGUGAAGUUGAGAACAACCCCUAACCAAACUGGCCUCUUGGCCGAAGACCCAUCUGAUCUGGAGAACAUGCCAGUUGGAACUUCUUGCCUCCCUGGUUCCUUUACCAGAUGUUUCAGGGUCCCAGAAGAGGGUGAUAAUACAGCUAAACUUCAGUUGCUGGAUCACUACAGUCACAGCCCUGGAGAUGCUGCUGCAGCCCUUGAAAUCUUCUCUGCCAUAGAGGCCACAUCACACUUUGGGGUAGACCGGGUGACUCUUGCCAGGCAGUUCCAGCAUUAUGAAGAAGCUGUCACUGGGCGCACUCAGAUCUUGCAGCAGUACCUUCAGGAUCUUCUUGAUUUGGAGCAGGUGUUAGAAGUAGGAGGAAAAACUACUCGGCUGGUUGCAAGGAGAUUUGCAAGUCCGUGGCUGUUGCAUUCUGUGGGCCUCAAGGACACCAGUAAGAGCCUGCCAGGCGAAGAGUCGGAUACAAAGAAGGACCGUGCUGACCAAGAACAAGAGGAAGAAGAGCAGCAGCAGCAACUAGAACAACCCACCUCCUCUGCUACAGCAGCAAGAGAAGAGCCAGCCAGGAAAAGGCAAAGAGUAGAGGUGGGAGAGGAGGAGGAGGAGUGGGUUCCAGAAACAAAUGCUUUCUCCUCAAGCAUGCCAUGCUGGGAAGGAGCCAGGACGUCUGUGGCGCAAGAAGGACCUGCCAUGCAGAAAUGCAGGAUGGGCCCCCGCUCCUCUGGGCAAAAAGCCCUGGCCCUCCAUGGCAAAGAAGCCUUGGAUUGGGGAACUCCAACUCAAGAGUCCCAUGAGGGUUACUUGUCAUCGCAAGAGGAUCUUGAAACUUCCAGUGGAUGUGCUGCAGGGCAGCCUCUGCAGGCUGAAGGGAGACGCAGAGACAGCAUCUGCUUUGUGGGGCGGCCUUGGCGCAUCGUGGACGGCAGCCUGAACAAACCAGUCUGCAAAGGGAUCAUGGAAGGCGUGCUCUGCCACAUCAUGACAAAGCCCGGCAUCACAGAAGCGGCCCUGCAGCGCCACUACCUGGGCGUGCUGCAGCCAGUGGCUCUCCUGGAGGUCCUGCAGGGCCUGGAGUCCCUUGGCUGCGUGCGGAAGUUCCAGCUCGGAGCGCAGGGCGCCGCCUCGCUCUUCUCGAAACCCGCCCGCGGGGAGGAGGCGGGCGCCGCGCCGGCGGCGGCCUUCUACGAGCCGGCCAUCGACUGCGCCGUGAGGAUGGGCGCGGUCUUCCCCCGCGAGCUGAACUGGAACAAGUGGGGCGCUGCCCCUGCCGCUGCCCCGUGAGGCCGCCUCGCGCGGCGCCGGGCGAAUAAAGCGACUCGGCUCCGCACGCUGCUCUGCGCGGUCUUUAUUGGCCCUCAGUCCCUCCAGCGGUGCCCGCAGCGGGCGCUGCAGCACUUGUAGAAGGUGGUCAUGGGCUCGUCGGCCGAGCGCGUCUGCAGCUGCAUGAAGU
This is a messenger RNA of Python bivittatus (Burmese python), 6244 nucleotides long. The record is from RefSeq and is a predicted model, not a curated record. NCBI's taxonomy places the organism in Eukaryota, Metazoa, Chordata, Lepidosauria, Squamata, Pythonidae.